This is a messenger RNA of Durio zibethinus, 1416 nucleotides long. Its product is annotated as endoglucanase 8-like. NCBI's taxonomy places the organism in Eukaryota, Viridiplantae, Streptophyta, Magnoliopsida, Malvales, Malvaceae. Gene Ontology annotation, molecular function: hydrolase activity, hydrolyzing O-glycosyl compounds. Gene Ontology annotation, biological process: carbohydrate metabolic process. The record is from RefSeq and is a predicted model, not a curated record.
GUGGACUUGACGGGAGGUUACUACGACGCCGGAGACAACGUGAAGUUUGGGUUCCCAAUGGCAUUUACGACAACUUUAUUAGCUUGGAGUAUCAUAGAUUUCGGGAGGAACAUGGGGCUGGAUUUGAAGAACGCUGUUAAAGCCGUUAAGUGGUCGACGGAUUAUCUUUUGAAAGCAACGGCAAAGCCUGGAAUGGUGUACGUACAAGUGGGAGAUGCGCACUCUGAUCAUAGCUGCUGGGAAAGGCCAGAGGAUAUGGACACGCUUCGUACAGUUUACAAAAUCGAUACUUCGCAUCCUGGCUCUGACGUGGCAGGUGAAACCGCCGCCGCAUUGGCCGCUGCUUCCAUUGUGUUUAGGUCCCGUGACCCUGCUUACUCGAGGAUGCUCCUCAAUCGAGCCGUUACGGUGUUCAACUUUGCUGACAAGCACCGGGGUGCCUAUAGCAGCAACUUGCAGUCUGCAGUGUGCCCUUUUUACUGCGACGUGAAUGGCUACCAGGACGAGUUGCUUUGGGGAGCAGCUUGGUUGCACAAGGCGUCAAGGAAGCGCGUUUACAGAGAGUACAUAGUGAAAAACGAGGUCGUCUUGAGAGCUGGAGAUACCAUCAAUGAGUUUGGUUGGGAUAACAAGCAUGCUGGGAUUAACGUCCUCGUUUCCAAGGAGGUGCUGACGGGAAAAGCUGAUUAUUUCGAAUCUUUCAAGCAAAAUGCUGAUGGUUUCAUUUGUUCUUUAUUGCCUGGAAUUUCUCAUCCUCAAGUCCAAUACUCUCCUGGUGGGUUGAUAUUCAAAGCUGGAGGGAGUAACAUGCAGCACGUAACAUCAUUGUCUUUCCUACUUCUAGCCUAUUCUAAUUAUCUAAGCCACGCUAACAAGGUGGUGCCAUGUGGCGAGCGAUCAGCCUCCCCUGCCCUUCUCAAGCAGUUGGCUAAACGCCAGGUGGACUACAUUCUGGGAGACAAUCCUCUAGGGAUAUCCUACAUGGUUGGCUAUGGAGGACGCUUUCCUCAGAGGAUUCAUCAUAGGGCCAGCUCACUGCCAUCGGUAAAGGCCCAUCCGGCCGGAAUCGGAUGCAAAGAGGGGUCUCGCUAUUACAGCAGCCCAAACCCUAACCCCAAUAUAUUGGUGGGAGCAGUGGUCGGGGGGCCUAAUGUGUCGGAUGCAUUUCCAGAUUCAAGGCCUCAUUUUCAAGAGUCUGAACCCACAACGUAUAUCAACGCGCCUCUUGUGGGCCUCCUCGCAUUCUUUUCGGCCCACCCUUGAUUUCCACAAAUUUAAACAAGGAUGAUCAUAAUUUCAAGUGGUGUGCGAAAUGGCCACCCUGCAUUUGAACACUAGCGAUCUCGUAAAUUUCAUUCAAGAUUCGAAUAGCAUAAAAUUGUUUACUUUUAUUUUCUUGAGCAUUGGAUAUAUAUA